Molecule: messenger RNA, 2520 nt
Organism: Ogataea parapolymorpha DL-1
Lineage: Eukaryota; Fungi; Ascomycota; Pichiomycetes; Pichiales; Pichiaceae
Product: GRAM domain-containing protein YSP2
Exons: 1
Coding region: 1-2520 (839 amino acids)
Biological process (GO): intracellular sterol transport
Cellular component (GO): plasma membrane; cortical endoplasmic reticulum; mitochondrion
Molecular function (GO): sterol transfer activity; sterol binding
Source: RefSeq, a predicted model, not a curated record
AUGCCUUCGAAGAAUCCGAGGCCGGAAUCGAACGCCGACGUAAGCCCUACUGGUUCAUUUUUGGUUCUUCCCACCAUCUCGCCAAUUACUCCCAACGACUCCAUAUCGCGCCUCAAGUCGAAAAUCAAGGAGCACACAAGGACCGAAAGCGAGGAAGAUGACGAUGUAGACGUCGAAGAAAUAGUGUCGUCGUCAACCAGAUCCACAGCCUCCGUCACAAACCGUACAAGUCGGUCCCUAAAAAGGCAUGUGUCUCAUAAAUCAGACUCCUCAGCAGGUGCACGGUCGACCACUAAGCCCAAAGCGGGCACGGGGAUUUUGGAGAGUCUGAUGCAUUCCUUCAAUCUGAGGUCCCAGACAAACUUGCACGAGAACCCGCCUACUCUGAGCCCGUCAGCCGAACAAGAACACCAUCAGAGCCCGUCUCCCGUGGAGAAUAUCGAGUUCAAGCCCAUCAAGACCUCUGUACUCAGCUCGUUGGGCAAAGGCUCCUUGACACUCGAUUAUUUCCCCAAACCCGCCGGUUCCGAACCUCAGGAGCCACCGUUCUCUGCCAUAGGUAGCGACAGCACGAACCAAACGAACGCCAACACCCUUGUUGACCCGACAACAACGACCACUCAGCCAACGUCUCCAAAUACCAACACGCCCGUGGAAGAGGCCCCAAGCUCUUCCAGAAACCUUACCGUCACCAGGAGAACGCUCUCUCCUACCUCGAUCAAAAAGUCGGUGAGUGCGAACGCGCUGUACACGUUGAACUCUCACAACAAUAGCAGCAUUCUGGAAGAGGAUGGAGCCACCCACAACAGACGUUCUAGACAGCCAAAAGAAAGACGGCGGCCUACUGUCAGUGACACUACUCAGCUGAGCCGCCACACCACAAAUAUAGUAGACAACGAAGAAGAUCUCGAGGCUCGCAAAAAACGGCUUGCAGAACAGCUGGAUAUUAAGCUCCCCAGCCAGAAGCGCCAAGACUCGUUCCACCAGAUGUUUCCGGAAAUUCCUCCAUCUGAAAUAUUUAUUGAAGACUACACAUGUGCCUACCGCAAAGACGUGUUGAUUCAUGGCCGCAUGUACGUGAGCGAAAACCAUAUUAGCUUUCACUCAAACUUAAUUGGACUAAUUACGCAUUUCACCAUCACGUUGAGUAAAGUGCUGACCAUCAAAAAAAAGAAAACCGUUGGUAUUCCCAAUGCUCUGGAGUUCGGCACUCUGCAUGACAAGUACACCUUCGCGUCGUUCAUUUCCAGAGACUCAACGUACGAGCUGCUGGUGAAGAUCUGGUCAUCGCUGCUGUCGGGCUCCAAUCUCAACACUGUGGACCUGGACUUCACCACCUCUGAGGUGGACUCUGACGAUCCCGAGUCUGACGAGAGCGAUGACCCUGACGCCGUGAAAAUGUCUCGUCACGGAACCUUGCCAAGCAAAACCAUCAAGACCACGAAGGAGUCUUAUCCUGACUCUGGAAGCGACAGUGAAGUGUCCGACAAGGAGAACAUGAUUACAGACGACGAGCCAGAUAUUAACGAUAAUUCUGAGAGCCGCACAUUCAGAGGAAUACCCUACGACGGCCCGUUGCAACACGAACCAACUAGCAAUGCGUACUCUUCGGAGUCGGGCGACGUCGAGAUCGUCAAUGAUACGAUUUCUGCGCCUGUCGGGGCAGUAUAUUCGCUUUUAUUUGGCCAAGAUACCAUGUUUUUGAAAAAUGUCUUAAAGACACAGAAAAACACAGACAUCUCUGAGAUCCCUGCUUUUGAUGAGUCCACAAAAAAGAGAUCGUACUCAUACACCAAGCCGCUCAGUGGUCCAGUUGGCCCCAAACAGACCAAAUGUAACGUGGAGGAAGAAAUCGAGCGCUGCGAUUUCAAUUCGAGCUGUCUCGUGACCCAGAUAACAGACACCCCAGACGUGCCAUCCGGCAACUCCUUCCACGUGAAGACACGCAUCUAUUUGAGUUGGGGUGACAACAAUUGUUGCAAAAUAUUCAUUGUGACGUCCGUUGUCUGGAGCGGCAAGUCGUGGAUCAAAGGUGCUGUGGAAAAGGGAACCAUCUCUGGACAGAAAGAAUCCCUGGGCAUUUUGGUAAAGGAGCUGAAAAAGCGCGUGGAGGCUGGAACUCCCGUUUCUGUCUCGAUCAAAAAGAGAAGGUCGAUUUCUGAUAAGAAACGGAAGGAAGUCGAGGAGCGCGAAGAGAUUCCUGCGGUUUCGCAGACUCCUGCACAGCCUAUGCCGAAAGACAGGAUUCUUGCUCAGCUGGAUCUCAAGACGGUGCUUUUGAUAAUUCUGAUCCUCCUUGUUCUGUGGGACAAGUUUACACGCCCAGAUGUCGAACGCAGGCACAGGGCUCUCGACGACCAGAUAUUCAUGACGAGCGAGGCAGACUUAUGGAACUGGAUCGACCAGCGCCAGAAUGGCUUUUCUGCCGACCAGUACCCGGAAAUUGGUGCCCAACAGCUGAAGGAGGUGAUCAGGGUGGUGGAGAAACGACUCGACGGUCUGAAGAACUCGGCCAAAUAA